Morone saxatilis (striped sea-bass) is the source of this 1926-nucleotide messenger RNA. RefSeq names its product chitinase domain containing 1 (gene chid1). The transcript has 12 exons. The record is from RefSeq and is a predicted model, not a curated record. Lineage: Eukaryota; Metazoa; Chordata; Actinopteri; Moronidae. Gene Ontology annotation, molecular function: chitin binding; oligosaccharide binding. Bases 45 to 1205 code for a protein of 386 amino acids. Gene Ontology annotation, biological process: carbohydrate metabolic process. Gene Ontology annotation, cellular component: extracellular region.
UUUUUUUUUUUACUGCGUUUUCUUUUAUUUAUUUCUAUUUGGAAAUGAGAACGAUAUUAUUCCUGCUGCACGCCAUCUCAUGCUGCUGGUUGGUCAGUGCCACACUUUCAAAAACUGAUGCAAAGAAGUCGCAUAAAGCUGAGGCCGAGGCAUCUCCAGCUGAGCUGUCUGUGUUGGAGAGAGGCCUUGUUGUGUCCGAUCCGCACUGGAAAGACAUAGUGAAGGAGGAAAAGAGACACUGUUCUCACAUCAAGAAGACAUUUCAAGGGCAAGUGCUUGGAUAUGUCACACCUUGGAAUUCCCACGGCUAUGACAUUGCCAAGACCUUUGGCUCUAAACUAACUUCAGUGUCUCCAGUGUGGCUUCAGCUCCGCCGACGAGGACCUGAAACCUUUGAUGUUACUGGACUCCACGAUCAUGACCCAGGCUGGGUCAAAGCUGUACGCAAGUCUAACAAAAAAGUCAGGAUGGUGCCUCGGCUGUUAUUCGAUGGCUGGUCUUACCAGGACUACAUAAGCGUGAUGGGGAGUGAAGAUGAAAUUGAAGAGCUGGGAAGUGAGCUGGUGGAUGUCGCAAAGACUGAAGGUUUCGAUGGUUUCACCUUGGAGCUGUGGAGCCAGCUGGGAGGGAACAAAAGAAAGGAGCUGGUCCAUAUGGUGAAACACAUAUGUGAGACUUUGAAGGCUAAAAGACUGGACUGCAUUCUCGUCAUUCCACCUGCUGUGACAAGUACGGGGCAGCCAGGUAUGUUUGGCAGGGAGGAGUUUGAGCAGUUAGCCCCUGUGGUCGAUGGUUUCAGCCUCAUGACAUACGACUACUCCAGCGGUGCCAGACCGGGCCCGAGCUCUCCGCUGCCCUGGGUGAGAGACUGUGUUCUCCAGCUUGCACCCACCACUCAGUGGAGGCAAAAGAUCCUGCUUGGACUCAAUUUGUAUGGCCUCGAUUUUGCAAGCCAGGGAACGGAGCCGAUCCUGGGAGGAAGGUACAUUGAGAUUUUGCGAGAACACAAGCCAAAACAUCUGUGGGAUGAAUAUUCUGGAGAGCACUAUUUCAGUUACAAGAGGAACAAUGCUGUUAAACAUGUGGUGUACUAUCCAUCAUUGAAGUCAAUCUACCUAAGGAUCUCCUUGGCUACUGAACUGGGAACAGGAAUUUCCUUAUGGGAAUUAGGACAAGGACUGGACUAUUUCUAUGAUCUCCUAUGAGAGUUGGAUAGUGAAGACUGUGAAUCAUCAGCACAUGACUUUUUUUUGUUUUCCUGAACAUGGUGCACCAAAAAUUCAAGAGCUGUAUGCAGGUAUUAUUUUUGUUUUUUAAUUUCUGAGUAAGUGACAGGGAACUAUGAAACAAGCCGUUGACAGGAUUUAGUUAAUAGUAAACUUGUUUGAGGAUCAUGAUAGUCUUAGGGAAUCUUGUCUACAUGAACCAAUCUGUGAUUUGUUGAUUAAAAACGAUACUAGCUGCAGACAUUAGGUACUUCAGUAUGUUGGGAGAAAAAAAACAAAUUGUACAGUUCAGUCAGAGUGCAGUAACACAUCUCCAUUCAUCAUCAUUAUGUGUAUAAAGUUUAAAUGAAGGGUUAUAUUCUUGUUCUGAGGCCUUCAAAGUUUACAUGCCACAAACAUCUGCAGCUUCUCUUCAGUCCAAACAGACAUCUUCAGUUGAUCUUUCUCUGGCUUUGAAUAUCCUCAAAACUGCAUCUGCUCCUGACACAACAAUGUUUCUCAUCUCGCAGUUUUUUUUUUACAUUUCAAAUCAAGACAUUUGAUUGUGUGGAAUUUUUAUUAUGUUUAUGAUAACAGCAUUGACAAGUAAUGACGUUGUAUUUACAGUGUUGCCAAGCAUCUGUUCUGACCCAGCAUCUUCCAAUAUUUGUCUGAGAUGAAUGUUUGUUUAAUUACAUGAAUAUAAAUGUGGAACAACUAA